AUGUCGACCGCUUCUCUCCCGGACACCCAGCGCUCUCUCCCCCACCCUCCCCCGGACCCUGCCGCCCCCCAGCUCACAGCCCACUGGACGCGCCACGACGAGGGCGACGGCGAGGUCGACGUGCUCAGAAUAAAAUCAUCCUCGCCCCGCAUAAACCCCUUCCAUCUCCUCUCCCACCCAGACUCCCUUUCGUCCCUGCCUCCUCUCCCACCCAGUCUGCAGACCAUUGCGGCCGGCCCCGGCAAUUCAGAUACCCGCCAGCCGCCCGUGCACAUCACCAAGGUCUCCGCCAACGAAGUCGAGCUCAAGUCUCAUUCACCGGAGCCGUCAAAUUACAGGAAUAUCAUAGGCAAGGUCAGCGGGGUUUUCAAAAGGAAUUCACACAAUUCGGACGCGGAUUUCGCUCCGUCACCUGUGAUCAUGCAAGGCCCUCCGCCCAGCCCGCCCUUGAGUGAAGGAGGGCUGGACGAAUCGGUUAUCAUGUCCGACAAUACAGACGAGACCCCCGUUUACCAUUCAGCAGCCGCGCCUGUCUCAGAAAACGGGCCCACUAUCGCUACUGGUUUCACAUCGGAACCGUCAGAAAUGUCCCCGACGGUGCUUGCUCCACCAAUACCAUUUUCUACACGACGAGUAUCCAGCAGUUCCACGUCCAGCCGAGCCGGCUCCUUGACGCUGGUCAGAAGCGGUCGACUUGCUCCCCAGCGUGAUGGCGAAUCACCUGGUAAAGGUAAAGAUCUCCCUUUAUUACCGCACGAAUCCGAUCCCAAUCUCGAGCGACGCGAUAGCGCCGGCAGUCUUCUCGCGCCCACUCCGCAACUGUACCGCCGAAGUACUGUCGGUUCCUCAAAUUUUCCUUCAGCACCUCGUUCACCCUUAACCAAUGCUCACACUGCGUUCACAUCGCCAUCUUCAACACCGCCCCCCUCUGGCCCUCCGAGUGCCAAGGGCGACCUUUUAGAUUCUGCAAUUUUAGCUCAGGAGGAGCAUAUUCGAAGAGAAAGAAUAGAGAGACUGGAACGCAGGCAAAAAAAGGCGAGCACAACAAGUGAUUCAGACCCUGAACCAAAAAUUGAGGAAAAGCCAAAAGAAAAGCCCAGAGAGAAGGAGAAAGAAGAAACCAAGGUUCUGGUUGGGAAUUUGAUUGGCGAAGAUCAUGUGAACUACGUAUUGAUGUACAAUAUGCUCACCGGUAUUCGGAUAGGAGUAUCGCGUUGCCAAGCUAAAAUAAAGCGUCCAAUCUCAGACGACGAUUACACUGCUCGACAUAAAUUUUCUUUCGAUAUUGUUGGUAAUGAACUUACACCAUCCGCAAAGUACGACUUCAAGUUCAAGGAUUAUGCCCCAUGGGUAUUUCGAGAACUUCGAGACGAACAUUUCCACCUUGACCCGGCAGACUAUCUACUCUCGUUGACCGCAAAAUACAUCUUAUCCGAAUUAGGCUCUCCUGGAAAGUCUGGAUCGUUUUUCUACUUUUCUCGAGACUAUCGUUUCAUCAUCAAAACAAUAGCACAUUCCGAACACAAAUUUCUUCGAUCCAUACUUAAAGACUAUCACCAACAUGUCAAGGAAAAUCCACAUACCCUUCUUUCAAGAUUCUACGGUCUUCACCGUGUAAAGCUCCCCCGUGGCCCUAAAAUCCACUUUGUGAUCAUGAACAACCUCUUUCCACCUCACCGCGACAUUCACGAAACCUAUGACCUCAAGGGAUCUUCCUUUGGUAGGGAAUAUCCAGAGGAAAGGGCGGCACAAAAUCCUCGGGCGACGCUGAAAGAUAAAAACUGGGUUAACCGAGGGCGAACGUUGGAGUUUGGACCCGAGAAGCGGGCUUUAUUGACAGAGCAGUUGAGGAGAGAUAUGGAGUUCUUGAAAAGGAUCAAAGUCAUGGAUUAUUCACUCCUUGUUGGUAUACAUAACAUGGAGAGGGGCAAUCGUGAUAACCUCCGCAAGAACCAGUUGUCCGUUUUUCAUCCCGAGGUUACCACUACCAAGCGCAAGCCUUCAACCAAGCAAGGUCCUUCAGAAGCAUCCAACGUGCGGAAAGUUGUUAGACGAUCCGACCCCAAGAGCCUCGAUGUCACGUCUCAGCUUCCAUCUGAGGAUUCGGCAGAUCGUAGACAUUUCAUCUUUUACCAAGACGAAGGCGGAUUCCGCGCCACCAACGAGGCAAAUCAGCCUUUGGACACAAUCUAUUACCUUGGUGUGAUUGAUAUCUGCACUCCAUAUAGCUCAUUAAAGAAGAUUGAGCAUUUUUGGAAGAGCAUGACUGAGGACAGACAUACAAUCUCUUGUGUCGAUCCCGUUUUCUAUGGUCAACGAUUCUACAAUUUCCUCAGAUCGGUAAUGAGGGGUGGAGACAAGUCUCUCCGCCCUGUUGGCCUGGAACAAGUCGAGCCCAGCGAGAAACCCGAGGUGGGGCAGGAUAUGGACAAUAGCGAGAUGCCUAUAGGAGGGGCAAGUGAUACCCAGGAUACCACUGUACAGGACGGGCCACAGCCUAGCAUUGUUGGACACUUGAAGACAGAUUAGUUGACAUUUUUUUUAUUUAUAUAACGACUUUAUGUGAAUGACCGUAACGACGAAUUAUAGACUUGGCUUGUUGAAUGCA
Molecule: messenger RNA, 2608 nt
Organism: Cryptococcus deneoformans JEC21
Lineage: Eukaryota; Fungi; Basidiomycota; Tremellomycetes; Tremellales; Cryptococcaceae
Product: 1-phosphatidylinositol-4-phosphate 5-kinase, putative
Exons: 6
Coding region: 1-2529 (842 amino acids)
Biological process (GO): phosphatidylinositol metabolic process
Molecular function (GO): phosphatidylinositol kinase activity
Source: RefSeq, a predicted model, not a curated record